Balaenoptera ricei (Rice's whale) is the source of this 2077-nucleotide messenger RNA. RefSeq names its product growth factor receptor bound protein 14 (gene GRB14). Gene Ontology annotation, biological process: insulin receptor signaling pathway; negative regulation of insulin receptor signaling pathway. The transcript is spliced from 15 exons. Gene Ontology annotation, cellular component: plasma membrane; cytoplasm. NCBI's taxonomy places the organism in Eukaryota, Metazoa, Chordata, Mammalia, Artiodactyla, Balaenopteridae. The record is from RefSeq and is a predicted model, not a curated record. The coding region runs from base 172 to 1857 and encodes 561 amino acids.
CUACCGCCCGGCCGAGCGUCUGAGCCGCCCCGGCCCGGAGCGCAGGCGGCGAGGCCACCGCACCUGCAGCGUGCUCGGGCUGCCGAGCCGGCACCUCGCCUCCUGCCGCCCGACCUCCUUCUCCCCACGCGCCGGGUCUCCCAUGACGCCCGAGCUCCCCGGCCGGCGACAAUGACCACUUCCCUGCAAGAUGGGCAGAGCGCCGCGGGUCGGGCGGCUGCCCGGGACUCGCCGCUGGCCACCCAGGUGUGCGGCGCUGCCCAGGGGAGGGGCGACGCCCGCGACCUGGUGCCGGCACCCUGGCUUCACGCGCGGGCGCUCCUGCCCCCUCCGGACGGGACCCGCGGCUGUGCUGCAGACAGGAGAAAAAAGAAAGAUCUUGAUGUUCUGGAAAUGCCAUCUAUUCCAAACCCUUUUCCUGAGCUAUGCUGCUCUCCAUUUACAUCUGUGUUGUCAGCAGGCCUGUUUCCCAAAGCAAAUUCAAGGAAAAAACAGGUAAUUAAAGUAUACAGUGAAGAUGAAACCAGCAGGGCUUUAGAGGUACCCAGUGACAUAACUGCCCGAGAUGUUUGCCAGCUGUUGAUCCUGAAGAAUCAUUACAUUGAUGACCACAGCUGGACUCUUUUUGAGCACCUGCCUCACAUAGGUCUAGAAAGAACAAUAGAAGACCACGAGCUGGUGAUUGAAGUGCUAUCUAACUGGGGAAUGGAAGAAGAAAAUAAGCUAUACUUUAGAAAAAAUUAUGCCAAAUAUGAAUUCUUUAAAAACCCAAUGUAUUUUUUUCCAGAGCAUAUGGUGUCUUUUGCAACUGAAACCAAUGGUGAAAUAUCCCCCACACAGAUUUUGCAGAUAUUUCUGAGUUCAAGCACAUAUCCUGAAAUCCAUGGCUUCUUACAUGCAAAAGAACAGGGAAAGAAGUCCUGGAAAAAGAUUUACUUCCUUUUAAGAAGAUCCGGUUUAUAUUUUUCUACUAAAGGGACAUCAAAGGAACCACGGCAUUUGCAGUUUUUCAGCGAAUUUGGCAAUAGUGAUAUUUAUGUGUCACUGGCAGGCAAAAAAAAACAUGGAGCACCGACUAACUAUGGAUUCUGCUUUAAGCCUAACAAAGCAGGAGGGCCUCGAGACCUGAAAAUGCUCUGUGCAGAAGAAGAGCAGAGUAGGACGUGCUGGGUGACCGCGAUUAGAUUGCUUAAGUAUGGCAUGCAGCUGUACCAGAAUUACAUGCAUCCUUAUCAAGGUAGAAGUGGCUGCAGUUCUCAGAGUAUAUCACCCAUGUUCCAGGUCCUUGAAAAGCAUACUGCUCUCCAGGAAACCCAAAAGAUGCAAGCCAAAAUACAGAGAAGUAUAUCAGAGAAUUCCCUGGUAGCAAUGGACUUCUCAGGCCAGAAAAGCAGAGUUAUAGAAAAUCCCACUGAAGCCCUUUCAGUUGCAGUUGAAGAAGGACUAGCUUGGAGGAAAAAAGGAUGUUUACGCCUGGGCACUCAUGGUAGCCCCACUGCAUCUUCACAGAGCUGUGCCACAAACAUGGCUAUCCACCGGUCCCAACCAUGGUUUCACCACAAAAUUUCUAGAGAGGAAGCUCAGCGAUUGAUCAUUCAGCAAGGUCUAGUGGAUGGGGUUUUCUUGGUACGGGAUAGUCAGAGCAACCCCAAAACUUUCGUACUGUCAAUGAGUCAUGGACAAAAAAUAAAGCACUUUCAAAUUAUACCAGUGGAAGAUGAUGGUGAAAUGUUCCACACCCUGGAUGAUGGGCACACAAGAUUUACGGAUCUAAUCCAGCUGGUGGAGUUCUAUCAACUCAAUAAGGGCGUUCUUCCUUGCAAGCUGAAACAUUAUUGUGCUAGGAUUGCACUUUAGCCAAACAAGAAGUGACUUGUUAAACUGCUGAAGAAAAAGGACUCAAGAAAAAGAAAGACCAUAAAUAAGGGUGAAAGCAUUGCCAUGGUGAAAAGAAUCUAUUUCUCUUACAAGUUACAAAAAAUAGUUUGUGCAUUACAAAUAAGUAAAGAUUUGGAUUGACAUUACCUUCAUCAUUGAAAUAUUAAUUAGUUAAAAUUAAACCUCCGAAAAAAAAUAA